AUGGAACAUUCAUGUGUUCGACUUGAUGAUUUACCAGAUGAAAUUCUUCUGAUUAUUUUCCAAAAAUUAAACAAUUGUGAUGUACUUUAUUCUUUCAUGGGUCUUAAUGAAAGACUUGAUACAAUUCUCUACGAUAAAAUUUUUACAAUAAAUUUAUCAUUAAUAAAAUAUGUUCAUGGGUCAUCAUAUCAAUUUAAUAUAAUACUUGAUCGAUUUUCUCUUGAAAUUUUACCUAAAAUCAAUGAUAAAAUCGAACGACUUAGUAUUGAAUCAUCAUUUAUUAAACGUAUUCUUCUGGCAACAAACUAUCCUAAUUUACAUGCUCUUGAUUUAUAUGAAUUUGAACCUGAAACAGCCAGUACACUCUUCCGUGGUAAGAUAUUUUUCUUCUAUACUCUUUCAAUGAUUACUUAUACAAGAUAUCAAUUUGGAAAAAAUUCAACAUAUAAAGGCAUCAGUUAA
Molecule: messenger RNA, 462 nt
Organism: Rotaria sordida
Lineage: Eukaryota; Metazoa; Rotifera; Eurotatoria; Philodinida; Philodinidae
Source: the annotation of a GenBank genome assembly